UGUAGUGAUGAUGAGUUACGCAAAAUAUAAAAAAAGGUUUUAUUCUCAUUAAGUUGUCCUUAUAUUGGCCAUGUAGACAUAUUUUUAAUAGUCAUUUUACAAUUAUUUUCGUGUAAGUUUUUUUACGACCGCAUAUUUUUUAUAAAAUCAUUUUUAAUUAAAAUUACUUUUAACUUAUCACAAAAUGUGUGACGAAGAAUUUAGAACAUUACGCAUGGAUCCCCGGUACCCGUUUCAAAAUCAAACUAAGGCGUGUUACGACAACUAUUGCGACUUUUACAAGUGCACUCGAUUGUUGGGCGAAGUUGAUGACUGUCAAAUAUUCAAGAGAUAUUUUCAGACCAUUUGCCCCAACUUUUGGAUAGAGAACUGGGACGAAUUGAGAAAGAAGGGAGCCUUCCCUGGACCAAUUUAAUUACUAAUUAAAUAUGUUUUUGCUUUUCACAAAUUGUUUUAUUGAACUCAUUUAUCUACUAAACUACAUAUUCCUAUAAUCUCCUCUACAUGUAUAUCUAUACUCCUAUUUACAUGUUUAUCUUACGCAUUAUCGAGAAGAUUGUUAUCUCUAUAAUUUCGACACAAUUAUAUAUAUGAUUAUAAUAAUAAUAAUAUCCUGGGACAUUAUUCACACAUGGCCAUCUGAUCACAAAUUAAGCAGUACCUGUACUAUGGAAACCAGACAACUGAUAUACUAUUUUUCUUUUGUAAAUACAUACU
This is a messenger RNA of Nymphalis io (European peacock), 717 nucleotides long. RefSeq names its product cytochrome c oxidase subunit 6B1-like. NCBI's taxonomy places the organism in Eukaryota, Metazoa, Arthropoda, Insecta, Lepidoptera, Nymphalidae. Gene Ontology annotation, cellular component: mitochondrion; respiratory chain complex IV. The coding region runs from base 185 to 415 and encodes 76 amino acids. The transcript is spliced from 2 exons. The record is from RefSeq and is a predicted model, not a curated record.